GGCGCUAAAGCAUAAUUAAGCAAGUUCAACUUGGGACAAAUUAUGUGAACACCACUAGGCCUAUGAACCCUUACCCACCCUCUGAUAAAUCAGUGGAGUAGCUUAGGACAAAUAGUUUUUUAGUGCGUGGACCUGCCUCCCCUAAACCUGCCCUCGCUGACUGUGGGAAAGUGUGCGAAUUGAGCCACCCAUAUUAUCAUGUUAAUUGUUAUGGGAGGAGGCAUGAGGGGGAGGUCUAUAGGCUAAAUAAAACGUGGGUAAAUGGGAUAUUUAGCCUACAUUUCGUCGCGUCUGUUUUAUGUUUUACUCACCCUCAAAACAUCCUCAGGUGUCUUUUUGGUCUGGGCAGAGAGGUAGGCCUAAGUCCAGAGCGUUUGGCACAUAAGAAAGCCGAGGAUAUAAUCUUACAAUGACGGCAUCAAACAUGGGAAAUACCCCUGAGAAGAACAACAACAAUAAAGAAGAACGCAAGCUCCGAAAGCCUCUCAUUGAGAAAAAACGCCGGGAGAGAAUAAACUGCAGUCUUGAGCAGCUGAAGGGUAUCAUGGUGGAUGCUUACAACUUGGAUCAAUCAAAACUGGAGAAGGCCGAUGUUCUGGAAAUUACGGUCCAGCAUAUGGAGGGCCUGCAGCGGGGCUAUGGAGCAGGAGGCUCCGGCUCCACCAUGAACUUCGAGUCGCGCCAGCGCUACGGCAGUGGCUACAUCCAGUGCAUGCACGAGGUCCACAACCUGCUCCUCAGCUGCCCUGGCAUGGACAAGACCCUUGGCGCCCGGCUGCUCAACCACCUGCUCAAGUCCCUGCCCCACAUCAGUGGCGAGAGCGCGGCCGCCGCCGCGGGCACGGGCAGCAGUAGCCCAGGCCCCAACAGCAGUCAGCAACACCCUUCUCUUGCCCUGCGCUCCUCCUCGCCCUCCCCUCCUCCCACACCCCAGGGCCCCAGCAGCCCCCAUCCCUCCCCUGGAAUGCCCCGGCUGAAUGAGGGACGACGGACCAGCGGUCCAGUCAGGGAGGGGCCUCCUUCCCCCUUCAGCCCCCCCUCCCCCGGUGCCCAUCCAGGACAAGCUUCCCCUGCCCUGCCCCCAUUCUUCCCAGUGGGGGAUCCUUCAAUGUGGAGGCCAUGGUGAGUGGGCAAGGACCCCUCAACCCUACGCCCUCCACACACACACACACACACACACACACACACACACACACACACGCAGGCGCACACACACACACACACACACACACACACACACCUCAUCAUCAUCAUCAGGCCCCUUCCUCUCUGCAAUUUUUCCAUUGCACCCACUUAUAUCUCCUGGGAGAGUUGAGCACCGGGACUAUUCUCUCUGAAUGGACAAGAAAUAGUAGCUGGGUCAGGUGUCCCAAAAGGGCUUGUAGCUUAAUUUUAACUGCAGUGUAUUCAUUUGCCUUGUUUUUCUCAGACACAAUGAGGGCAGAGUGCUCUCAGUGACAAUGCAGUGUAUGUGGGACGAAUGACACAGCACAAACCUCCAACCUCCUUUUGAAUGGCUGUAGAUUCUGUGUAUUUGGUUAUCUUAUAAAUAAUGUGACUAGUCCAAAAUGCAUUUCAUUCAUUGCAAUGUCAUAUUUUCUAAAACAGCGUAACUUUUUAAAGACCUUCCCUUUCCAAGUUUUUAGUUGUUUUUUUUUGUUUCUCUUCCUUGUGUAUCUGUGUGUUAGAGAAGUGUAUGAAAUUCCUUUUGUGUAUAUAUCCUUUGAGGGAUGACAUUUGUUGUACUUAGGUUGCUGGUUCUUGUUGGACAACAAGGAACAUUAUACAUUUCUGUAGGUCAGGCUGCAGGUUUCUGCAGAUGUUAAGAUAGACACUGAGAACUUUAUCCUUGUACAUUACAAGAAGGAAGAAGUGGAAAUUGU
Sardina pilchardus (European sardine) is the source of this 1883-nucleotide messenger RNA. RefSeq names its product hairy-related 8a (gene her8a). Gene Ontology annotation, cellular component: nucleus. The record is from RefSeq and is a predicted model, not a curated record. The transcript is spliced from 5 exons. Gene Ontology annotation, biological process: anterior/posterior pattern specification; regulation of neurogenesis; regulation of transcription by RNA polymerase II. NCBI's taxonomy places the organism in Eukaryota, Metazoa, Chordata, Actinopteri, Clupeiformes, Clupeidae. Gene Ontology annotation, molecular function: DNA-binding transcription factor activity, RNA polymerase II-specific; protein dimerization activity; RNA polymerase II cis-regulatory region sequence-specific DNA binding. Bases 410 to 1126 code for a protein of 238 amino acids.